Messenger RNA from Mitosporidium daphniae, 789 nucleotides. RefSeq lists its product as uncharacterized. The coding region runs from base 1 to 789 and encodes 262 amino acids. The transcript has a single exon. NCBI's taxonomy places the organism in Eukaryota, Fungi, Microsporidia. Gene Ontology annotation, cellular component: mitochondrion. Gene Ontology annotation, molecular function: holocytochrome-c synthase activity. The record is from RefSeq and is a predicted model, not a curated record.
AUGAGUGUAGCUCAAGCUUCAGAGUGUUCCCACAAUUGCACAAAGUUCGGGAAUCCAAGUUCAAAUUAUAUGGAUUCUUCAGAAUGUCCCGUAAAGCCAACAUCUGGCGAACAACCCGGAUUGUCCUGCCCUUAUAUUGGUGAGGUUGGCAGCUGUCCCGCCACCAGUGGAUGUUCUUCACACUCCCUGUGUCUCGGAACAUCGGAGGAAAACUCUGGAAAUUCACCUACCUCUAUGCGAAUAUCUUCUUCUAUAAAACGCACCGGAACAGAUGGAACUUGGCUGUACCCAUCGAUAGAAAUGUUCAAAGCGGCAAUGUUAAGAAAAACAAUGGCAAAAAAAGAAACAGAUGGCAUUUCAAGUCAGUUGAAGGUUGAAGAUGUUAAUUCGUUGGACAAAUCGACACUUUUUGCCAUUGUACACAUGCACAACAUUGUCAACGAACAGGCCUGGCAGCAUGUUUUAAAAUACGAAAGGCUUCACGAUUGCAAAGAACCCUCACUUUCCAGUUUUUGCGGCAAGCCAGAAGAGCUGACAAUCAAGGCACGGCUUUGGAAAUUACUAGGCUACGCACCUCCAUUUGAUCGACACGACUGGUUCGUUGACAGAUGCGGAUGCUCUGAAAAGCCCAUCAGAUACAUCAUUGACUUUUACGAGGGCCAAAAAAAGCUAUCUCUUGUCGAGGGAAAAGAGAUACGCGUGCCUUCCAUUUAUCUGGAUGUAAGGCCAGAGCCAACGUUGGCGGGACUAUAUGACCGAUUUAGACUAUUUAUCAGGGGGCUCUUUUAA